This is a messenger RNA of Folsomia candida, 788 nucleotides long. RefSeq lists its product as uncharacterized. Bases 85 to 753 code for a protein of 222 amino acids. Gene Ontology annotation, cellular component: membrane. Lineage: Eukaryota; Metazoa; Arthropoda; Collembola; Entomobryomorpha; Isotomidae. Gene Ontology annotation, biological process: sensory perception of taste. The record is from RefSeq and is a predicted model, not a curated record. The transcript has 3 exons.
AUCGUCAUCACAGUUUCCACCGUUCUUUUCAACCUUGGUGUUGUGAAGACCAUAGUCGACAGUGGUCGUGGUUGGCUGAGUUGGAUGGGAAAUUUCGUCUACGUUCUUCAUGCAGUGGUCUAUUUCGGUGCUAUGUCGACCCGCUAUGUGGCGCUUGCCAUUAUAAUUGCAGUCACUCUCAAUCUUGGGAUGAUAUACCGUGAUAUCUGCGACAUUGUGGAGAAACGUCUGCUGGACAUCAGCAGCAGAGAUGAAAAUGGCUCCAAAAUCCUCUUGGCGCAGGGCUGCGACAUGUUGAAAAGAUUCGAGCAGUUCAAGUGGUGUGCAGAGGAGGCGGAGGAGAUUCUUGGACCCUUUGUCCUCGUGACGAUGUUGGCGUCAGGGUGGAUGCUCGUAACCGGAGUGCACAACACCCUGGCUGGGUCAUACACCGGAGGACUCAGCUUCCUCGUCAUGGGAGAACAGUUGAUCUAUAUUUCACUGAUUUUCCUGGGUCAAUACAUAGCAAAUAUGAUGAAAUUGCGACGAAAACGGCUCCAGCGAAUUUUGACUUUGAAGCCGUACAUCCGUUCGACAAGUGGAGGAAAGCUGGCGCAUCUACUGAUCGCUUUCAAUUGGCGUCUGACAGCAAGCAACGUGUUUGAUGUAAACAGACAAUUACUUUCAGGGAUCGUUUCCAAUUGGAUGAAUUAUGUUGUUGUUAUUUUCCAAUUUCAAAUGGCGAUGCAACCAAAAUCAUGCGUACCUGCAUAAUAAUAUUUAUUAAUUAAUUGUGUUGUUUAUUUAUG